Cataglyphis hispanica is the source of this 3296-nucleotide messenger RNA. RefSeq names its product high affinity nerve growth factor receptor-like. Gene Ontology annotation, molecular function: transmembrane receptor protein tyrosine kinase activity; neurotrophin binding; neurotrophin receptor activity. Bases 934 to 2517 code for a protein of 527 amino acids. The record is from RefSeq and is a predicted model, not a curated record. Gene Ontology annotation, biological process: positive regulation of kinase activity; cell surface receptor protein tyrosine kinase signaling pathway; cellular response to nerve growth factor stimulus. Lineage: Eukaryota; Metazoa; Arthropoda; Insecta; Hymenoptera; Formicidae. The transcript is spliced from 9 exons. Gene Ontology annotation, cellular component: signaling receptor complex; axon.
AUGGACAAGUCAGGUGCAAGAUAAGACGCAACCAAGAUGAAGACGCACCCUUGCUUAAGAAAUUCGGAGGCUUACGAUGAACCAACGUGAAUCGUUUUUUUAACGAUAGCGUAGGUCGAACCGACAAGAUGCGAUGAUGAACCGAGUUAAAAUCUCGCGUAAAUCCCUACACGCGUGUAUCGUACGCACGCACGCACACACACACAAAGACACAUACAUGGACUCUGCUGUUUCGUGCGCGUAGCAAAGCGAGGGAGUCUCGAAGAGGCGGUCUUCAGUUUCGGUUAAGCAUUCAUCGAAGAAAGAAUACAUCUCAUUCCCGUCUCCACCUACGUCAUUCGCCCUAAGUUGUCCCCAAGUCACCCCGAGGUUUCGGCUUCCGGCUUAAAGUUUCAAACGUCCACCCACAUCGUUCCCGAUCCUCAGCAGCGUGCUCGAAGGACUUCCGUUCUCCAAACAAUAUGUCCCGUCGUCAUUUCGGGAACAACCUCGGUCAGGAUUACGGGGAAGAUCGGCGAUGGAAAUCCGAGAAAUUUGAAAUCGAUACGCGAAUCUAAUAAAUCGAACUAAAAUAAGAGAAGAAACGAAAAUGCGAAGGUCGUUUGAUGUUCUAUUAUGUGUCACGUGAUAGUGCGUAUGAUGUGAGGUAAUACGAGUGUUUUAUCAUGAAAGUCAUCCACGACAAUCUCUCGGACUUUCGAUAAAAACCACAUUUGUGAAAAUAUCAAAGAUCCAAUGGCGUCCGUAUUAGGGGCGGUUGUACCGAGGAUCUCUCUCGUCGAAGUAAUACCGAUGCAAUUAGCGUGUCGAUGGUAAUUGACACCUCGUAGCAAAGGAGAGAGAGAGCGUCAAACGAGUGCAGAGAAUUAUUUUCUCCAACUGGAGAGGGUGAUUUUCGUUCAUUCAUUGUUUAUCUGUGUACACAGACGCGCGAUGUAUGCACGAAAAGUGGCGAAAAAAAGAGGCCUCUCCUCUUCUGAAACAAGAACAGAUUUAUCUGUGAAUGUAUCCAAUCAACAGCUGUCAGACGUAAUAGCGUCGUCGAUCUAUGGAAGUUCCGAGAUCAAGGCGUGCAAGGAUCAUCCGCAUAUCUGCGGAAAGGAGGCGGCUUGUCGCACCUUCUCGGACAGCACAUCACAAUGCGUGUGCCCUCACGAUUUGUCGUCACCAACGCCGGAUUUAAGAUGCCCAAAUCGUGUAAUCGUUCCUCUAACACCUCGUCCAAUACACAACAUAAUCCCACCAAGUAACAACAAUGGCACGAAUAGUACGAACGGGCUUCCGGAGGCUGAGCAGGUGGAAGAAUUAAGAUACAAAGUACCUGAAAUAGUAGGAGUAGCUAUAGCUUUCGUCGCGGUAAUAAUGCUUUUAUUGAGUAUUGUCUAUGGUGUAAGAAGACGGAGUUACAGUGUCAAAUCUCAAAGAAGUUCUUUAGAUGGGACUCCAAUAAAUCUGAAAAAAGGGUUAUUAUUAGCGCAUAAGUAUACGCCUAAUCCUCAAUAUUUCACCUGCACUUCCCCUGGGGUUCUGAUCAUACAACGGGAGAGCCUCACAUUUCUACAUGACAUCGGCGAAGGAUGCUUUGGAAAGGUUUACAAGGGUGAAUGGCACAACGGAGACAUGAAGGAGAUCGUCGCUAUUAAGGUCUUAAAAGAUACCGCCACGCCCGAGACCGAACAAGACUUUAUGCGAGAAGUAGACAUUAUGUCCACGUUUAGUCAUACGAACAUCUUGUCCCUGAAAGGAAUGGUGCUUCGAGAUGCAACGAAUAAUCCGUGGAUGGUGUUCGAGUAUAUGCCAUACGGUGAUCUCGCCGAGGUACUACGAGCCAACUCCCCGCAAUUAAAAUUGUCGAAACCUGGUGUGCAAUCAUUAACAAAGAAUUCGCUGCAUUGGAUUUCGAUACAAAUAGCAGCUGGCAUGUGUUACUUGUCGGCGCAAAGGUUCGUACAUCGCGAUCUGGCGUGUCGAAAUUGUCUGGUGGGUUCAGACUUAGUGGUGAAAAUCGCUGAUUUCGGCAUGUCGCGAGAUAUCUACACCUGCGAUUAUUACAAGAUUGGAGGAUCACGUUUGCUACCAGUUCGUUGGAUGUCACCGGAAAGCGUGAUGUACGGAAGGUUUACUUUAGAAACUGAUGUCUGGAGUUUCGGUGUUGUCCUCUGGGAAGUAUUCUCAUUCGGGAAGCAACCUUAUUACGGUCACAAUAACGAAGAGGUUGUAAAACUCAUAUUACAAGGCAUCAUGCUUCUUCCGCCGGAUGAAUGCCCACCUGUCAUUUGUCAGAUAAUGCACGAUUGUUGGAAGAUGGAACCGCGGGAACGAAUCAAGUUUCCCGACAUCCUGGAUAGGCUGGAGACGGCACAGAGCAAAUUGAUCCAGCAAGGAUCAUUGCCCAGACCGCCGCAGGGUCCUGUGACAGUUCGUACCCCGGAUGUCUUGGAUCCAGAUGGUUACUUGCUUCCGGCUCCCGCGACUCCUCGUGAAUAUCUGCAAGCUCUUCCAGCUCUAUCCGACUGAUAGCAUAUUUAUGACGUAACAAUGGAACAAUUGUCUCUGAAUCGCAAUUUUCCAAAUGCGCGCGCGAAUGCGAAGCAAUAAAGUGACGGAGAAAUGUGAAUGAUCUAAAUUCCUCGAGUGAAAUAAGAAUAUGUAAUACUUCGAGAUUGUGCGAAGCAGUCACAGCUCAUCAGUUGAAAAGUUGAAUGAAUAUAACUUCUCAACUGAUGAGCACAUGGUCCAUUAUAAUUUGAUGGAAUAUAGCAAAUAAUAUGCCACGCUUAUUUGCAUAAAAAUCAAUCUGUAUAAAAACAAAAUUUUUAUGCGAUAAUUCUGCGAUAAAUUAAUUUUUCACAAUUUUUUCAUUUUUUAAAUUUUUUAAAAAUUGUAUAUUUUCUCGUAAUUAAAUUUGCAAUUCAAAUUUUAGCUUAAAAAAAAAAAAUUUUACUUCAAAUUGAUUUAAAAAUUAUGAAUAUUUCAGCAUUUCCGCUAAAAAAAUUAACAUACUGAACAAAUCUUAAACUAUAAUGGUACAAGUAAAUAUUGAACUAUUGAGCAAGAAUUAUCGUAAUGAUUGUUGUUAAUGUCAACAAAUGUAAAUUUUGUUUUUUACGUCAAGAGAAUGUAUACGAAAGCUUGUAAUAUUAAAGAUAUAUUAAAGAUUCUGAACGCGUGCCCAUUCACGAGAUAGUAUUAAUGUCGUUUACAUAUAUGUUAGAACUAUUUCUGAAGUGUAUUGUUGUAAUAUUGAUAAUUUGAUAAGUCUGCAGAGUAAAAUAAUGAAUAAAACGUUAAUGUGA